Synchiropus splendidus (mandarinfish) is the source of this 3227-nucleotide messenger RNA. RefSeq names its product striatin, calmodulin binding protein 3 (gene strn3). Gene Ontology annotation, cellular component: dendrite. Bases 181 to 2247 code for a protein of 688 amino acids. Lineage: Eukaryota; Metazoa; Chordata; Actinopteri; Syngnathiformes; Callionymidae. Gene Ontology annotation, molecular function: armadillo repeat domain binding; protein-containing complex binding; calmodulin binding. The record is from RefSeq and is a predicted model, not a curated record. The transcript is spliced from 16 exons.
ACAGACGGACGGACAGGCGGCAGUAAUGGCGGCCGGGUAGCGCCACACACUGCGCCGACUCUCCCUGCUCCUGUUAGCCGCUCGCACCGCAGUGCUCCGAGGAGCCCGCGCGACAGGCUCGGAGUGGAGACGGAACACCGGGGACUUGGCUUCCACUUUCCCCAUUGAGGAGGAGAAAACAUGGACGAGCUGUCCGGCGGAGGAGGGGUCGCCCCUCGGCAGCCUCAGCAGCCGGGGAACAACGGCGCGGCCACGGCCCCGCAGCCGCCGGACGAGCUGCCGCGGCCGCCGCCGCCGCAGCAGCAGCCGCCGCCACCGCAGCAGCAGCAGCAGCAGCACUAUACCAUCCCCGGCAUCCUGCACUACAUCCAGCACGAGUGGGCCCGGUUCGAGGUGGAGAGAGCGCACUGGGAGGUGGAGAGGGCCGAGCUCCAGGCCAGGAUAGCGUUCCUGCAGGGGGAGCGCAAAGGUCAGGAGAACUUGAAGAACGACCUGGUCAGAAGAAUCAAGAUGUUGGAGUUUGCUCUGAAGCAGGAGAGAGCCAAGUAUCACAAGCUGAAAUACGGAACUGAGCUCAGCCAGGCCGACGUGAAGACGCCCAGCUUUGAGUCAGACACCAAAGAGUCGGAGGCUCCGGCAGUGCCGGCCAACAGUCAGCUGACCUGGAAACAAGGACGGCAGCUGCUGCGACAGUACCUGCAGGAGGUGGGCUACACGGACACCAUCCUGGACGUCCGCACCCAGAGGGUCCGCUCUCUGCUGGGCCUGUCGGGCUCGGAACAGAACGGCUCAGUGGAGAACAAGAGCCUGCAGCACCUGAUCAACGGAACCGAGAGACGGAAGGAUGGCAAGAGGAGUCCCGGGGAUGUUCUGGAGACGUUCAACUUCCUGGAGAACACGGAGGACAGCGAUGAAGACGAGGAUGAGGAAGGAGAAGUGAAGAAACACAAGAGCAAGGUGGGGAACGAGGGCUUGGCGUCGGAGGACGAGGCCGACACGGAGGAGGCGCUGAAGGAGUUUGACUUCCUGGUGACGGCGGAGGACGGCGAGGGGGCGGGCGAGGCCCGCAGCUCCGGGGACGGGACGGAGUGGGCGGAGCCGCUGCCCUUCACAGGAGGCGGGGCCAAGUCCUUCCUGCUCGGGGGCGCAGACCACGCCCUGGAGAGCGUGCUGGGCCUGGGUGACCUCGCCGACCUCACGGUGGCCAAUGACGACACGGACUUCAGCUACGACCUGCCGUCCAAUAAGGAGUCUUCCUUCAGGAAGACCUGGAACCCCAAGUACACCCUGAGGAGCCACUUCGACGGCGUCCGCGCCCUGGCCUUCCAUCCGGUGGAGCCCUGCCUGGUCAGCGUCUCCGAGGACCACACGCUCAAACUCUGGAACCUGAACAAGACGGUCCCCGCCAAGAAGAACGCAGCCCUGGAUGUGGAGCCCGUCUACACUUUCAGAGCGCACGAUGGUCCGGUCUUGUCAUUGGCAAUGACGUGUAGCGGCGAGCAGUGUUUCAGUGGAGGACUGGACUCAACCAUCCAGUGGUGGAACAUCCCCAGUUCUAACGUGGACCCUUACGACACCUACGACUCCAGCGUCCUGGCAGGGACCUGGACAGAGCACUCGGACGCGGUCUGGGGUUUGGCCUACAGUGGUAUCAAGAGCCGCCUCCUGUCCUGCUCCGCCGACGGCACGGUCAAACUGUGGAACCCUCAGGAGAAGAAGCCCUGCAUCAGCACUUUCAACAGCAACCGAGAGCACGGCACGCCCACGUCAGUGGACUUCAACGGUUGUGACCCCGCCCACAUGGUGGUGUCCUUCAACAGCGGUGACGUGGUGGUGUACGACUUGGAGACGUCCCAGAAUUCUCUGGUUUUGAAGGGACAGGGAGAAGGCAGGUGUCAUCACAUCAACAAGGUGGUGAGUCACCCCACGCUGCCCGUCACCAUCACGGCUCACGAAGAUCGGCACAUCAAGUUCUUCGACAACAAGUCAGGGAAGGUCAUCCACGCCAUGGUGGCGCACCUGGACGCCGUGACCAGCCUGGCUGUGGAUCCCAACGGCAUCUACCUGAUGUCGGGAAGUCACGACUGCUCGCUGCGGCUGUGGAACCUGGACAGCAAGACGUGCGUGCAGGAGAUCACGGCGCACCGCAAGAAGAGCGAGGAGGCCAUCUACGACGUGGCCUUCCACCCCUCCAAGGCCUACAUCGCCUCGGCCGGCGCCGACGCUCUGGCCCGGGUCUACAUGUAGCGCCCCCAGGAGGGCGAGCGAGAGAGAGAGAGAGCACCACUGACUCGCUGACCUCCAGUGUGAGGACACACACAUGCACGCACACACACACGCGCCGGGGACUGAGAGCAACAAGGCUCCUGACUGAAACCACAGGCCCCGCCCACCUCCUCUGCUCCAACUGACAUGGGUCCGCAGCUUCCACCUGGGACGUCUGUCGUGCUGUGAUGUCACUUCCUGCCGCCACAGGUGAUGCUUGUUUGUAUCAAAACAUCUUCACUCUGCCACCAUCGGCACCUUCAGCAGAACUUCCUCGUCUCUGCCGCUGGUCUGGUGAUCCGUAGCUCUGACGGCGCUGAAGGCACGGCCGCCAAGGUUUCAGGACUUCAGAACGCGACUGAGGAGACAGGAAGUGCGGGUCGUCCGGAGCAGCCAGAAUGGCCCAAACCACGGUUCAAGGUCGCAGCUCAAACCAGGGCAGGAAGUGACAUCACUGGACCUUGGAGGAAAUAAAUCCAUGUUUCGUUGCUCACAAGCUCUCGACACCACAGGAGUCCAUUAUUUAUUGACCGUGGUGGCCGCGGGUCAUGUGACACCCAGGCAGGUUGUCCCCCCCCCUCUUCUUCAGGAGAAACUGUCCAAUCAGAGACUUCCUCCAGCAACGCUGCCGGCUGAUUGGCCGCCGGCCCUCGGCUGCCCUGCAGUUUUCAGGUUUCGCUUUGUUUUUAAUUCUUCCUCCAAAGGUGAUUUUAUUUUUCUAACUCGGGAUUUCAACUCUUUUUUAUUUUUAGCUGCUUCUGUGUACCUGUUUGUGUAACUGCAUGACCCGAAAAAUCAAAGUAUUUUUUCUAGUCUUCCGAAAAAUGGAGAAAAAAAAAAGGUUGUUUUGACGAGUUUUGUAAUUCUGUUCUGGCUUUAGGAGGAAAUCUGAGCUCUGAACGGUUGUAUGGUGGCCAACAGACAGAGAGUGUUGAACUGUAAAUAAAAUGUCUAAUAUGAAA